Molecule: messenger RNA, 466 nt
Organism: Trichosurus vulpecula (common brushtail)
Lineage: Eukaryota; Metazoa; Chordata; Mammalia; Diprotodontia; Phalangeridae
Product: oxytocin-neurophysin 1-like
Exons: 3
Coding region: 1-411 (136 amino acids)
Cellular component (GO): secretory granule; extracellular region
Molecular function (GO): neurohypophyseal hormone activity
Source: RefSeq, a predicted model, not a curated record
AUGGGCAGCCCUGGCUUCCUACCUGGCCUUGCCUCUCAGCCCCGUCAGGGCCUCACCUGUUGCUGCCUUUUGGCUCUCUUGGUUCUGGCCUCUGCCUGUUACAUCCAGAACUGCCCCAUCGGCGGGAAGCGCUCGGCGCUAGACAUGGACGUGCGCAAGUGCCUGCCCUGCGGUCCAGGAAGCAAAGGGCGCUGCUUCGGACCCAGCAUCUGCUGCGGGGAAGAGCUAGGCUGCUACAUGGGCACCGCCGAGAGCCUGAGGUGCCAGGAAGAGAGCUACCUGCCCUCCCCGUGCCAAUCUGGCCAGAAACCCUGCGGGAGUGGAGGGCGCUGUGCUGCCAGCGGGAUCUGCUGCAGCAGCGACGGCUGUGGACUAGACCCUGUCUGUGACCAAGAAACCACAUUCUCCUAGACCUGGACAGAUCCAGUCAGAUGGAGCAGAUCAUUUCCUAGCCCUUCCCCUUCAA